This is a messenger RNA of Prosopis cineraria, 2076 nucleotides long. RefSeq names its product probable L-gulonolactone oxidase 6. Bases 163 to 1899 code for a protein of 578 amino acids. Lineage: Eukaryota; Viridiplantae; Streptophyta; Magnoliopsida; Fabales; Fabaceae. The record is from RefSeq and is a predicted model, not a curated record. The transcript is spliced from 4 exons. Gene Ontology annotation, cellular component: membrane. Gene Ontology annotation, molecular function: D-arabinono-1,4-lactone oxidase activity; FAD binding.
UAAAACUCGUCCAGAGAAGUCAGACAGUUUGUCUUGUAUUUUGAAUAUGGAUAUUGAAGGAUACCACGGCCUCUAGACUCUGGUCGAGGUCCUGAUUUAUCCCAAAAAAAAAAAAAAACACUUGUCCAGAGAACAAGGUUUACAAUCAAGCUUCAUCCAACCAUGAAAGUGCUUAAAUCAUCCGUUCUCACCAUCUUCUUCAUGGUUUUCAUGAACGGGACCUUCUCGUCACCUCCAGAUGACCCCAUCAAGUGCACUUCCGGCAACACAAACUGCACCAUCACAAAUGCCUACGGCGCCUUCAUCGACCGGAGCACUUGCCGAGCAUCCCGAGUACUGUACCCAACCACCGAGCAAGAGCUCAUUUCCAUGGUGGCUAAGGCGUCAAAAUCAAACACCAAAGUGAAAGCAGCCACCAGACAUUCCCACAGCAUCCCCAAGCUUGCUUGCCCUGGAGGCCAAAAUGGGAUCAUCAUAAGCACCAAAAAGCUCAACCACGUCGUGAAUGUUGAUGUGGAGAGCAGAAGGAUGACGGUAGAGAGUGGCGUCCUUCUGAGAGACCUGAUCGAUGAGGCGGCGAGGAAUGGGUUGGCUCUGCCGCAGACACCGUACUGGUGGGGACUGACGGUGGCAGGACUGUUGGCGACGGGGGCUCAUGGGAGCUCGCUGUGGGGAAAGGGAGGCGCGGUUCAUGAGUAUGUGGUGUCGAUGAGGAUUGUGACGCCUGCGACGGCUGAAGAAGGGUAUGCCAAGGUGAGGAGCCUAUCCGAGUCUGACGAAGAACUGGACGCAGCCAAGGUUUCCCUUGGGGUUCUUGGGGUUGUUUCUCAGGUAACCUUACAGUUAGAACUGUUGUUUAAACGAGCGCUAACGUACGUGAUGAAGAAUGAUUCAGAUUUGGGAGAGGAAGUGAUUAGAUUUGGGAAAGAGCACGAGUUCGGUGAUGUCACGUGGUUUCCUGCACAAAAGAAGGCAGUGUACAGAGUUGACGAUCGAGUUUCCAUUGACGAGUCUGGAAAUGGUGUCUAUGACUCCCUGGGAUUUCGUUCCACUCCCUCUGCUCAGUUAGCUGAUACCAGAGCCACAGAGGAACGUCAAGAAGCAACGAGGGACGCUAAUGGAAAAUGCCUUGAUGCACAGUCAGCGACUAGGACGGCUGAGACAUCUGCUUUUGGUUUGACUAACAACGGUUCACUCUUUACUGGGUACCCCGUGAUUGGACAGAACAAUCGCAUGCAAUCAUCUGGAUCGUGCCUAGAUAGCAAAGAAGACGCAUUGGCCACCAUAUGCUCCUGGGAUACUAGACUCCAACUUUUGUUCUUUUACGAAACAGCCUUCAGCAUCAACUUAUCUAAUAUUUCAAGCUUCGUUAAAGAUGUGGAGAAGUUAGUUGAAUUACAGCCACAAGCACUGUGUGGGAUAGAGCUCAACGGUGGCAUCCUCCUGCGAUAUAUCAAAGCUUCAAGUGCUUACUUGGGAAGAACAGAGGAUGCUCUGGAUUUUGCUUUCGCAUACUACAGAAGCAAAGUCCGGUUGACUCCCAGGCUUUUUGAGGACAUUUUUGAGGAGAUUGAACAGAUAGGGUUGUUCAAAUAUGGAGGGUUGCCUCAUUGGGGAAAGAAUAGGAAUGUAGCAUUCAAGGAAGUGAUCAAGAAGUAUCCAAAUGCUGACAAGUUUUUAAGUGUGAAAAGAAAGUACGAUCCACAAGGGAUUUUCUCUAACGAGUGGGCUGAUCAGGUUCUGGGGUUAAAAGACGGCGUAAUGAAAUUGAAAGAUGGGUGUGCUCUUGAAGGCUUGUGCAUAUGCUCAGAAGAUCGUCAUUGUGCUCCAACCAAGAAAUAUUAUUGCAGGCCGGGCAAGGUUUAUAAGGAAGCUAGGGUCUGUGCUUUCGAAGGCUGAGACUGAUACGAUGGAAAGCUUUCAUGGAAGAAUGCUUCAAAUAAAAGAGCUUUUCAAAACCUGAUGUUUCGUUUUUGAGAUAUUUCCGAUCAUCCUUUGUUGUGGAAUAAUGCAAUGUGGCCAUGUUUUUUUUUUUUUGACUGAAAAAAAAAUGAAAACAAUUUUUAAACGUAGGAA